Molecule: messenger RNA, 1710 nt
Organism: Cephus cinctus (wheat stem sawfly)
Lineage: Eukaryota; Metazoa; Arthropoda; Insecta; Hymenoptera; Cephidae
Gene: Septin2
Product: septin-2
Exons: 8
Coding region: 177-1265 (362 amino acids)
Biological process (GO): cytoskeleton-dependent cytokinesis
Cellular component (GO): microtubule cytoskeleton; septin complex; septin ring
Molecular function (GO): GTPase activity; GTP binding; molecular adaptor activity
Source: RefSeq, a predicted model, not a curated record
UGGCGGCCGUGGAUAUCGAACGCGUUAAGCUGGAGACAUCCCUCCGGAAUCUUAAGCUUUCUGGACAUGUGGGAUUUGACAGUUUGCCUGAUCAGCUUGUUAAUAAAUCAGUGCAAAAUGGAUUUGUAUUCAACAUCUUGUGUAUCGGUGAAACUGGCCUUGGUAAAUCAACGCUCAUGGAUUCACUGUUUAAUACAAGCUUUGAAUCAAGUCCAAGUCCGCAUAAUUUACCUUCAGUGAAACUGAAAGCUCAUACAUAUGAACUGCAAGAAAGUAACGUUAGACUAAAGUUGACUAUCGUGGAUACUGUUGGAUAUGGUGAUCAAAUUAAUAAGGAAGAUAGUUUUAAAGCUGUUGUUGAUUACAUCGAUGCACAGUUUGAAGCUUACUUACAAGAAGAACUUAAAAUUAAACGCUCUCUUUCAACUUAUCAUGAUAGUCGCAUUCAUGUCUGCUUAUACUUCAUCUGCCCUACGGGACAUGGAUUAAAAUCAAUAGAUCUAGUUUGUAUGAAGAAAUUGGAUACAAAGGUCAACAUCAUUCCUAUAAUUGCCAAGGCUGAUACCAUUUCUAAGACUGAACUACAAAAGUUUAAAAGUAAAAUAAUAUCUGAACUCCAAAGCAAUGGAGUGCAUAUUUAUCAAUUUCCAACUGACGAUGAAAAUGUAUCUGAUGUGAAUACUACAAUGAAUGCCCAUGUACCAUUUGCUGUGGUUGGUAGUACUGAUUUUGUUCGUGUGGGAAAUAAAAUGAUGCGUUCCCGUCAAUACCCGUGGGGAAUUGUACAAGUUGAAAAUGAAUCUCACUGUGACUUUGUAAAAUUACGUGAAAUGCUGAUUAGAACUAAUAUGGAAGACAUGCGAGAGAAAACUCAUUGCCGUCAUUAUGAAUUGUAUCGUAAAAAGCGACUGGAACAGAUGGGCUUUAGCGAUGUAGAUAGCGAGAACAAACCUGUGAGCUUCCAACAAACCUGCGAGGCGAAGCGAUCGACUCAUUUGCAAGAACUUCAACAGAAAGAGGACGAGAUGCGUCAAAUGUUUGUUGCCCGAGUCAAAGAGAAGGAAGCGGAAUUAAAAGAAGCUGAAAAGGAGCUGCAUAAUAAAUUCGAUAAGCUGAAAAAAGACCAUACCGAGGAAAAAAAGAAAUUGGAAGAAAGUCGCAAGAAGCUGGAAGAUGACAUACUUGAGUUUAAUAGAAGAAAGACUCAAGUCGCUCAGCAGGCUCAACAUCAUACUCUUACGUUAGGCAAAAGCAAGAAGAAGUAAUUAGAAAUCCUAAGUCAUAAAACAUUUUCCAUCGGUUUAGUACCAGGAUGUUUAUUCAAUGAAUUAUAUUUAUGAUUAGUAUUUCUUGUCUUAAUGUAUUAAUUUAUGCUUGAACGCAUAAUUUGUCACAGAAGUAUCCAAAGUUUAUGAAUAAUGGAUUAAGUAUGCCGUUCUAGCAUUGCGUUACUCCAGUGCGUAAAAUUAUGUUACUUUGAAUACGCACGACUAUGUGCUAUGAACCAUAAUGUUUCAUGCCUUCCGGAAAAUAUUGACGCUAGACGGUAAAUUAUGUAUUUUUACAUUAUUUGCUCUUCCUCUAAUUUACACGAGUCUAAAGCCAAAUCAUAUAGAUUUUAAUUUUUGUCCCUGAAACAAAUGUAGAUAAUAAGUACUCUCUUUAUAUUUACAAUUUCGAAAUAUAUUGCACAUUUAGAUAAUAACUGUA